Lotus japonicus is the source of this 2427-nucleotide messenger RNA. RefSeq names its product exocyst complex component EXO70I-like. Lineage: Eukaryota; Viridiplantae; Streptophyta; Magnoliopsida; Fabales; Fabaceae. Gene Ontology annotation, molecular function: phosphatidylinositol-4,5-bisphosphate binding. Gene Ontology annotation, biological process: exocytosis. Gene Ontology annotation, cellular component: exocyst. Bases 104 to 2227 code for a protein of 707 amino acids. The record is from RefSeq and is a predicted model, not a curated record. The transcript has 2 exons.
CCAAAACAACACUCCCCUUUCAUUGUCUCUCUCACCUUCACCCUCUUCUUAUACAUUCCUUUUCCAAAACCUCGAUCACUCUCAAACCAAACCAACAACAACAAUGGCAUUGCAAUUGUUCUCCCCCAACCCAGAACAACAACAAGAAGAUGCUGCAGACACACUCAUCAAGCUCGAAUCAGCAUGUUCUGACAUGAGAUCCCUCCUCCAAUCCUCAGAAAAAAUGGAACAAAACUUGGAAACCAUGGAAACAAGGCAUGAUCUUUUACAAGGAACACUCUCAUCAGCAUCCAGAAAGAUCGCCCCUCUACAAUCCUUAGCCAUGUCGAGAAAAGCACUCGACACAAGAAUACACAGAGCAAUUUCCCCUGCUCUUGCACUGCUUCAAACUUUCAAGCUUGCAGAGUCACUCCAAAAUGACCUCCUUGAUCUCUCAACAAAACUCUCAGAAGAGAACACACAUCAGAAAAGGCUCCACAAGCUUCUAGAUUACAUGGAUUGCGUUGAUCGGUUAAACGAGGCGAUUAACGCGAUAUGCCGAGACGUUGAGCCGGUGAUUCAGAAGCUUCAAGAGGUGGUGGAGUUCAUAAGCAGAACAAAAGCUGCAGAUUCAUACAGAACGCAGAGGCUGAGAGAGGCGCUGGUUACUCUCAAGGCGCUUUAUGAGACUGAGGUGGAUGAGAUGAGGUUUGAGGGUUUGCUUGAUCAGGCUUUGGUUCACAUGCAAGAUGAGUUUGAGGCUCUGUUGCUGAAGAUGAAGCAUAGGAAGCUAGGAGACAUGUCACAAGAACAUGUUGGCAAUGGCACUGAGGUUGUUAAGGUUGCAUGUGAUUUGGGAUCAGAACUGGAAAUUGAAGUCUUGAGACGAAUUUCAAACAUUCUUGCCAACAAUGAUUGCCUGGAUAUAUGCAUUGACAUAUACGUUAAGGGGAGAUAUAGAAGGGCUGCAAAAGCAUUGAUGAAGCUAAGCCCUGAUUACCUGAGAACAUACACACCAGAAGGAAUCGAUGAAAUGGAGUGGGAAAGCUUAGAGACCGCAAUAACCCUUUGGAUCCAACACCUUGGAGUUGCUGCUAACAAGGUCCUCCUCUCAGAAAAGAAACUCUGUGAGAGGGUCUUGGGUGAAACUAUGGAAGGACUAGUCUGGCCUGAGUGCUUCGUGAAAAUUUCAGACAAGAUCAUGGCUGUGUUUUUUCGGUUCGGAGAAGGUGUUGCCAGAAGCAGCAAGGAGCCUCAGAAGUUGUUCAAGUUGUUAGACAUGUUUGAAUCAAUGCAGAAACUCAAACCCCAAAUCAUGGAAAUCUUUGAUGGUGAAGCUGGAGUGGACAUUUGCACAAGGUUUAGAGAGCUUGAAAAGCUCAUUGUUGAUGCUUCAAGCAAAGUUUUCUGGGAGUUUGGUCUCCAAAUUGAAGGAAAUUCUGAAGGCCUUCCACCGCCACAAGAUGGCUCUAUUCCAAAACUUGUGAGAUAUGUCGUCAACUACCUCAAGUACCUUGCCACAGCGAAUUACAGAGCAACCAUGGCUGAAGUUCUCGGAACAGAACAAAUAUGGAAAACAGGGGUGUUCGCGAAACCUGAGGAAGACGAUGAGGGUUUACUAAAGCAUGCCAUUUCCAAUGUCAUGGAGGCACUUCAAAGAACCAUUGAUUCCAAACGCUCUGUUUGCAGGGACAAGAUUUUGAUCAACAUAUUCAUGAUGAACACGUAUUGGUACAUGUACAUGAGAACAAAAAACACAGAGCUUGGUGAGUUGUUGGGUGAGGAUUACAUGAAAGGUGGUUACAAAGCAGUGGCAGAGGAAUCAGCUUACUUGUACCAGAAGCAAGCAUGGGGAGUUUUGGUGAGGAUUUUGGAUGCAGAGGAUCUCAGGGAACAGGGGAAGGGAAGCAUUGGAAGAUUGGUGGAACAGAAGAUUGAGACAUUUUUCAAGUGUUUGGAUGAUAUUUGUGAGAGGCACAGAGUGAUUUAUAGCAUACCAGAUGCUGAUUUGAGGGAACAGAUGAGGGAAGCAACCAUGAAGCUUGUGGUUUCUGCUUAUGCAGAGUUCUUGGAGUCUUACUCUGGAUUGUUGCAGAGGAAAGUGUAUCCGAGUCCUGAGAGGGUGCAAGGGAUGUUGAGGAGGGCUUUUGAUGGUGGUGAUGGGAAAUUGAAGAGGAGGAACACUACUCCUAAUGAUAGGAAUGGUGGACAUAAUUCUAUGGAAGGUGAUAAUAGAUGGUCCAGAUAAGGGAUCAAUCUCACCAGAGACUUCUUUUCUUUUUUGUGUAAGCACAUGUAUCUUCUCUACAAGAAGUAAUAUGGCUCGAGGUGGUAAUAUCUACACUACACCUCAAGACUCAAGUCGAUACAUUGCUUAAGAAAAAUGAAAUAUGCACAACUUGAAACAGUCAUAUGUUGAUUUCACUAAGAACAUUGUUUUUGUUUUUU